AUGCUAACCACGCCGCUGAUGCCCUCCUAUGUGGCGAUGGAUUUUUGUAGUAAAAAACCUGCAGAUCCUCAUAUGCUCCCCGCGAAGCCCGAUUCUAGACUCCAAUUUCCGAGUAUGUAUAUCAGAAAUAACAUCUUGUCCUUUCAUCCGGAUACAGUUACAUUGAUGAACGCGACAGUCCGGUCUUCAGCUUUUGACAACCCUGACUACCGACGUUUCUCAGGUUACGGGUCAUCUUCAACAAGAAUGGCAAAGCUCGAUUUCAAAGCAUCAAUGCUACCCGCGACAAUCUGGCCUCUUUCCUUCAAUUCAUAG
Molecule: messenger RNA, 315 nt
Organism: Marasmius oreades (fairy-ring Marasmius)
Lineage: Eukaryota; Fungi; Basidiomycota; Agaricomycetes; Agaricales; Marasmiaceae
Exons: 1
Coding region: 1-315 (104 amino acids)
Source: RefSeq, a predicted model, not a curated record